Messenger RNA from Ectocarpus sp. CCAP 1310/34, 582 nucleotides. The record is from the annotation of a GenBank genome assembly. Lineage: Eukaryota; Phaeophyceae; Ectocarpales; Ectocarpaceae.
CGAAACACAGUCUCCGUUUGCGCACGGUGGCCUCGAUGGUUUCCUCGCAGCCUGCCUGGAUGAGGGCCUGGGCAUAGGACAGGGGGCGGUCUGAGCCGUUUCCGCUUGCUCCAGCCGAUGCACCGUGUGAGGAACUGGCGGUGGGUCCCAUUGAGCUUCGUGUAGUGCUCCGCUGUUAGGCUCCACGAGGCGCACCCAUAUAGGAGAGUCUGCACCACUUCAGCCUGGAGUAGCCGGAUCUUGAGCUGGCGGUCGGCCCGUCGCCUGUCGUACAUCGAAGCACUGUUCCGGCGGUAGCACUUCCACGCUCGGCAGCUGCGGCUCGUGAUCUCCCGGUCGGCCUUCCCGUCCGCGGAGAUGGUACGUCCGAGGUACACAAACCGAUCUGUCUGCUUGUACGCCUGGCCGGCGGCGCUGACCGUGAACGGGCGUUCCUCCAUCCCUUUCGGCAGCAUGCACAUGAUCUCAGUCUUUGGCUCCGAUGCCAUCAGUCCGAACAGGCCGGCCACGCGCACGAUGACCGACAUCAUCUUCUCGAGACUCUCCGGUGAGCGCGAGACGAUGGCCGCGUCGUCAGCGUAG